This is a messenger RNA of Schistocerca gregaria, 3550 nucleotides long. RefSeq names its product sodium-dependent neutral amino acid transporter B(0)AT3. Gene Ontology annotation, biological process: sodium ion transmembrane transport. Lineage: Eukaryota; Metazoa; Arthropoda; Insecta; Orthoptera; Acrididae. Gene Ontology annotation, cellular component: membrane. The transcript has 11 exons. Bases 726 to 2777 code for a protein of 683 amino acids. The record is from RefSeq and is a predicted model, not a curated record.
AGACGGUGCCUAGCGCGGGUCAAGCACGCAGGGAAUUUCGCUCCCGAGGCCCAGGCGCGGCGCGCUUUUCAGACGAAAAACCACUUGCCUCGAUCUCUCCGUCCCGUUCCCUUCUCCUCCCGCCCUUAACGCCCAUCCGCGGCCAGAAACGUGAAAAGAAAUCCGUCAGCGGCCAGAGCGACGUACAGAGAAAGAGCGAAGGCGUGGGUCGCGCGGGAGAAAUGGAGCGCCCCCAUUGGCGGAAGCCCCCUGCCCCUCCCCUGGCGGCGGCCCCCCACCCUCUGCCCGUCCACGCGGGGCAGUCACAACACGCCCCGCAGCGGCGCGCGACUCAGUGAGCCAGCGCCACGCGUCGAGUGCUAUAGCCGUAUCGCCCGUCGUACGUGCGAGGCCCGCCUAGCUACGCGACGACCCGACACCCCAGCCCGACAGGGUGCUACCAAUGCGCGUCACACUGACGAGCAGGCGUCACGCAAUCAGCUCCGCUACCAGUACCUGCGCCAUCCGUGCCGCACGUAUAGCGAAAUAGCCGCGGCUGCGACCACGUGGUCACACGCGCACAGCUCUUCCUAAUAGGAGAUUUGUAAAUAAACAUUGGGAAUAAAGCGCGGUCCCGUGUACCUGUUAGCACCCCACCCCUAGUACUCGUUGCCCACCUGCCGCGGACGAGGGAGAAGUAGAGGUAGUUUCGGACGUGUCACAGGCAGCCGAGCUCGCGGGCAAAGAUGACGAUGGCGGUGAAGGCCGAGGCGCGCAACGGGCACGAGCUGGCCCCCCUGGCCCGCGACGGCGUCGGCGUCACCAUCGUGGUGCCUCCGGGAGCGCCGGGCUCCCGCGGGAGCGUCGGCAGCAUCGUGGCCGUCGACCGCGCCGCCUGGAACAACAAGCUGCAGUUCUUCCUCAGCAUCAUCGGCUACAGCGUCGGCCUGGGCAACAUCUGGAGGUUCCCCUACCUGUGCCAGCAGAACGGCGGAGGUGCUUUCCUGAUACCCUUUGCCGUAAUGCUUGUUCUGGAAGGGAUACCUCUUUUCCUGAUUGAACUGGGAAUUGGACAACGCAUGCGGCUGGGAUCCAUGGGCGUAUGGAACACAAUACACCCUUGGCUGGGUGGAAUUGGCAUUGCUAGUGGAAUAGUCACGUUCUUGAUCUCGUUGUACUAUAACGUCAUCAUCACUUGGUGCUUCUAUUACCUGUUCAACUCAUUUCAGAGUCCUUUGCCCUGGGCAUCCUGUCCUGUAAUCAAUGGCACAGAAAUUGCUGAGUGUGCAAAAUCCUCUGAGACAGCUUAUUUCUGGUACCGAACAACACUUGAUGCAUCACCAGCGAUUGAUGACCCACAGGGCCUGAAAUGGUGGAUUGUAGUCCUCCUCCUAUUGGCCUGGACCACAGUCUUCUGCAUAGUCAUGAAAGGCAUUCAAUCUUCUGGGAAGGUUGUCUAUUUCACAUCCCUGUUCCCAUAUAUAGUCCUUACAAUCUUCUUCAUAAGAGGAUUAACAUUAGAAGGUGCUAAAGCAGGAAUAAUCCAUAUGUAUACACCAAAGGUUGAAAAGCUUCUUGAUCCAACUGUGUGGCUUGAUGCAGCUACACAAGUAUUUUAUUCCUUUGGGUUGGCUUUUGGAUCGCUCAUAGCUUUUGGCAGUUACAAUCCACCAAAAAAUAACUGUGUUCGUGAUGUUAUUCUUGUUUCUAUUGCAAAUGCAUGUACUGCUAUUUAUGCCAGUGUGGUCAUCUUCUCAAUUCUUGGUUUCAAAGCCAUGACUAUUGUACAUAAAUGUAUUGAUGGGAACACAGAAAAACUAUUGCAUAUUGGUUUCAAUGUAUCAAAAGAUGAUUAUGAAGACUUCAUGAACAACUUUGGAACUAAUGACACUAUAAAAGCAUUGCAGUUAGAGGACUGCAGCUUGGAAAAGCAGCUAGAUGAGGCUGCAGAGGGUACAGGUCUCGCCUUCAUAGUCUUCACAAAGGCUAUUGUUGAGCUGCCAUUCUCACCUUUCUGGUCUCUAAUUUUCUUCAUGAUGCUGCUGGCCUUGGGCCUUGGUUCGCAGAUUGGCAUUCUUGAGGGAAUGCUUUGCACAAUUUUUGACAUUGAAAUACUGAAGAGGGUGCGAAAACAGUACAUAACAGCUGCUGUCUGUAUUGUGUGCUUCUUUGUGGGUCUCCUCUUUUGCUCUGGUGCUGGAGAGUACUGGCUCAAGCUGUUUGACUCAUUUGGAGGCACUAUUGGACUUGUACUUGUUGCUUUACUUGAAACUGUUGCAGUUAUGUAUGUUUAUGGACAUGAAAAGUUCACUAAGGAUAUUGAGGACAUGACAGGAUACAGACCAGGAAUUUACUGGCAGAUAACGUGGAGACUACUUGGUCCACUAUUGAUGACAGUAAUUCUUGUGACAUCAGUGAUUUUCAUGAUAAUUAAUAAACCAAAAUACCAUGCAUGGAAUGCAGAACUGGGAAAAACUGUUGCAACAGAUUACCCUGAUUGGGUAAUGGGAAUAGCUAUAUGUAUGGUUGUUGCUGGAAUUCUUCCAAUGCCAAUUGUAUUUAUUCUGAGAAGAUGUCAGUGCUUGAAGCUAGAUGUAAACAUUCACCAAGGUUCUAUCAGAAGAAUUGAGACAACAGUUUCUACGAAAGAAAUGAUGGGAGAUGUUGAUUUUGAUGAAUAUCAUGAUAUACCCCAAGAUGGUUCCGAUUUUGUUGAUGAUGACGAUGAUGAUGAGCCGCCAAAUAUGGGAUCUUUGAAGCGACAGAAGAGAGAAUUUGCCAUGGAAGUAAUGGACUAAGUAAUUGUGCUCAAUUAGUGUUAGUGAAUAUGGACUUUGUGAAAUGGGCCAGUGAAAUGCAAGCUCAAAGCGAAAUGAAAGAAAUGAGUUUUAAAGCAUACAAUGGCCGACAUACUGCCACAUACAUUAUGAACAGAGCAACAAUAAAUGGCACCAUGAAUCUCAUUAUGUAGAGCAUAAACUACCAUUGUCUAUAAAUAUUGUACAUAGUGUUUUCCUAAGUUUUUAUUAUUUUGAGUGAUCCUUUGACAUUUUUCAUAUGUUUCAUAAUGAUUUUUGUAGUUUUUAACCUAAUAAGCAGCCUUCAUUGAAUCAGUGUGUGAUAAACAGCCCAUUGGUUCAAAUAUCACUCAUUAUGAGUAACAGCUGCAACAACCCGGUGAGAAUUCAUGAAAAGUAUUAUUUUAUUAUGUCACAAAAAAGAGGACAUAGUGUCUCAAAUUCAAAAUGAAGCCAAAAUUGUUGAACAUGGCUAAUAAGUGAAUGUUAUCUUGAGAUAUUGUUGACAGUUCCCUUAACUUAUCAUGUCUUUUUUCAUGGUUGUUUACUGAUUUUUAUUAAAGAUUUAGUACUGUAUAAUUCCUUCUGACACUUGUAGCAUCCUUAUUUAAUUUUCAUGAUUCUUAUUUUUACCUUGAGGGCACAAACUGUGUAAAAAGGACUCUAGAUUAUAUUUUGUAACAUAAUGAGAACUACUAAUAAUUGUAUAUAUGUACAUGUAAAUAGUAUUUAUUUAAGCUUUUUAAGAUAAUAAAAAUUAUACAUACCAUAAA